Molecule: messenger RNA, 851 nt
Organism: Nicotiana tabacum (common tobacco)
Lineage: Eukaryota; Viridiplantae; Streptophyta; Magnoliopsida; Solanales; Solanaceae
Source: RefSeq, a predicted model, not a curated record
UUUGAGAUUUUAAUUAGUUACAGUUUUUCACUUGGGGAAGAGUAUAUAGGAAACAAAGGGCAAAGAUGGAUGACUACAACUAUGGGAGCCAGACGAUUGAAACUGCUAAAAAACCAAAUAUUUACAAUGAAUUGAUAAAGAAAACUUUGCAGUUUUUAGUCCUAGUAUCUCUCAUAUUUUUCCUUCUCUAUUACACCUAUGGUUUCUCCUUCUUUUUCACCUAUAAUUUUCACUUUUCAGCUCUUGUUUUCCCACUGUUUGCACAUGGCUUUGAUAGGAAAUACAUGUUCCUACUUUGUAAUGCUAUUCUUGCAUUUCUUGCCAAGAACUUGAGUUGUACCUCUUCUUCUUCUUCUCGUGAUGAAGAACAAGAAUAUGUAUUAAUCAAAGGUAAGGAAGAAGUAGAAGAGAAUAAAGAAGAAGUUGCACAAGUAGAAGAAACUGCAGCAUGUUUAUUAGUAUCAGAUACAGAAACAGUAGAAGAAGGAAAUGAAGUGAAUAUGAGCAUAGAGGAACUCAAUAAGAAGAUUGAAGAAUUCAUAAGGAAAAUGAAAGAAGAAAUUAGGACUGAAGCUAUGCACUCAAGUUCAAGGGAGUGAAGGUCAUGGGAGAUCAAGGUUCAAGUUCCGGCCAAGACAAAAAAGUGCUAAUCAUAGUUUUUUUUAAUCUGCCUAAGUCUGAUUCGCAUAGCGACUCGAUAUUUUUGUUGUUGGAAGAUAGCAAGUACACGAUAAAAUAAUCGAAAUGUGCACGAAUUGACGCAAACAGUAUGAUCAUUAAAAGGAAAAGAAAAACAUAUGCUUAAGAACAGCUUAUAACACUUUAGUCCCUCUAUUCUCUUCCACCUUGCA